UUUAAGUGUGAUUGUCAGCUACUCUUUGCCUUGUUGCUGUAGAAGUAUCAUCAGUAUAUGCCAUUACAUUAUUAAUAACACCAGGGUAUAUAUCGCAUGUAUAUAAUAUAAAGAGCAAUGGGCCGAGGACACUACCCUGAGGAACGCCAGAGGACACAUGGGAAUACGGGCCAAAAGUACCAUCAACAUGAACAUCCUACUGUUUACCAACAAACAUAAGCACAAUCUUUGUCGUCGAUGCACAAUCGCAAAGGGAUACCCAGGUACACAUAGACAUACAAGCACACACAAGCAAGCAAAAAUCAGUGUGUGAGUGUGCCUGUCUCGUACCUGUAUCUAUGGCUGUGGCCCUGUGUGAACAUCUGUGCGUGCAUGCGUGUUUACAUGUGUGGCUUCCAGUCGCCCUGUCAGCCUCGACCUCGGCUCCAACCUCUCCCUCCCCCCUCCCCCCACAGCUGCGGCGCCAUGAACUCCUCUCUGGCGCUGAUCAGGGACAGAAGCGACCUUGAGGGGGCCGACCAGGAGACUUUUUACUACACUGGCCACACGUUCAGAGGUGAUCCUGAGUCAAGGCCGUCCAUACCGAGUCUGGCAGAUCUAAAUUGCACCGAUGACUGUGAGCUGACUCCAGGGCACGAGUGUGUGGUUGUCUCUGGCCAAGGGACUUAUCGGUUCCAGAACUGUAGCGAUGGACUCACCAAGUACAGUUGCAUGUACCCAGCAUACUGCCCCGUAGGAUACACACUACACCUUGGCCUGUGCUAUAAGGUCAUCCCCGCAGCAAGUACUUUCCACGACAGUUACGAAAGCUGCAUGAAAGAAGGGUCCGACCUUGCUGUCCCGGAGAACGUGAACGACUUACAGUUUUUGACUGAUCUUGUCAUGAAAACUGAACAAAAACCCAUAGAGGAGCCUGUGAAAGUGAUGCUCGGCAUAGCUUGUCCAUCUCCGUGGCAAUACUCAAUGGACAUCCCUGGCUACCAAUACUGCCAAAGCUUACACAGCUCUCUGGACAUUCUUCCUGAGGGUGAAUUUAGCGUGAACCCAUCUGAGCGCCAAACUAAAGCGAAAUAUGCCGUUUGCAAACAUCAGGGGAUUCUGGACUGCUGGAGCGCACCGGAGUCUCCCAGAAAACACACGACUCUGUCCUGGAACAACAGCAUGGACUACGAAACCCCAGCCAUAUACCAGUGUGACGAGGGUUAUUACUUUAAAGGUGCUACAGCGAGAAGAAAAAAGACUGUAUGGUGCAAUGGUCAAUUCAGCAAUUGGUACCCAACGGUUGCAUCCUGUGUGAUCGUAGGCUGUCACAAGGAUCCGCCCGACACCCCGAAGUCAUUGACAAGAACCCUGAGCGAAAACUACAAAAGCGAUAAUGGUACUGUGACGUAUACCUGUCCAGCUCGCAUGGUUACCCUGAAAAAUGCUACCAACCAGACGGUUACAUGCAGAAAGUUAAGGACAAGAUACAGGUUUUCACCUCUUCGCGUCUCCGACUGUCCAGCAUGCGCGGGGAAGCCGGAAGUGGCCAAUGCCUGGACGACCUGGGACAACGAGACCAUGUACGAAGUCGGGAGUGCCGUGGUCGCCAUGUGCCGCCGCGACCAUUACGUGCGAUGGAGAGAGCGAAAGCAGAAAGUCCAGUGCACGGAGUCCGGAUGGCAGGAAGUACCCGGAUGUGUCCUCAUGAGGAGCUGCGACGGAGAGCUUCCCGACAGCGACCUCGAACCGGUCCUGAGCCACGAGUUCCCGAGGGAGGGGACGUGGGCCACCUACGUCUGCCCGCCGACGAUGGGGUCGAGCGAGGACGGGGCCGAGGAGGAGGUCAUCAGGUGCACGGAGACCCCAGAGGGAAUGCAGCUGCUCCCCGAGGUCACUCAUCCCUGCUGGAGGUGCAUGGCCGAGCCGACGAUCCCCAACGCCCAAACGGACUGGCAGGGCUCCGUCCACUACCUCGUGAACUCCAGCGUCACCGCCACGUGCUCGCCUGGCCGCUUCCACGCCGAAGGGAAGAGCCGGCUGGUGACGUGCCUCUCGACCGGCUGGGAGGCUGCGGACGGGUGCGAGCCGGGCUGUUCCUCCGAGCCUCCUGAGGGCGAGGGGGACGUGACACGGGAGGAGUUCACGGACAGACGCGUCGGCGCCAGAGUCUACUAUCACUGCUCGUCAGAGAAUUUCUUCAAGUCAUUUGGGUACCGGGCCACCUACAAGACCGCCGUCGAGUGCCAGGAGGACGGGGAGUGGCACCUCACAGACGCGGAACUCAAGUGCGAGACAGUUGUGUGGCAAGAACCGCCCUCCCUCAACGGCACCGUCAGCAACCUGCCCAACUGGAGCAUCUUCCUGGGGACGACCAUCGAGUACCGGUGCCGCGAGGGGCUGUUCAGCGUGACGGGCGCCGCGUCCACCAACGCCACCGCGAUCCUGGGCGGCUGGACGGACUUCGAUCCCGAUUUCCGUUGUGUUCCCGCGUGUCUGAAAGAGCCCGAAGUGAGGAACGCUGAGCUGGCCUGGGACAGCGACGCCCUCUACCUGCUCGACGCGCACGUCACUGCGACCUGCAACGAAGGCCACCUUAGCGACGGCGGAGAGGCCAGCCGGGUCGUGACCUGCACCGCCUACGGGUGGGAGGCGAUCAGUGGGUGCUACGUGGCGUGCACGGCGGCCCCUCCACCGGCUGGCGAGAACAUGGUCAUGGGGCAAUACAACUUCACUGGCGUUGGCGCCUCCGUGCAGUACGAGUGCGCGCAAGACUUCUACGUGAAGAGACAAGGCGAGCCGGUGAGCAACACCUCCGCGGUCUGUGGCGAAGACUUGACAUGGCAUCUCUCGCACGGAUCCCUGGACUGCGACAUGCCUCUGUGGAUCGACCCCCCACCUCCGCUCGAGGGAGUCACCCUGCAGGGCCUACAGCCGCCCUUCUACGCAGGCCUCUCCUACAACAUGACGUGCGCCGAGGGCCUCUCCAGCGCCACGGGCGUCGCCUUCACCACAGUCGUAAUCGCCUCUGAAGGAUGGUGUAUCAGGACCCAGACUUCUUUUGCGCUCCUGCGUGCCUCUCAGAACCGCACGUGCAAAACGCCAUAGCGGACUGGAAUACGACAGCCAUCUACCUUGAGGGCACCUUCGUCAGCGCCACCUGCGACCCGGGCCACCUUGCCGAGGGCGACGCUGCCAGCCUCCUCCUUAGCUGCACCAAUUCCAGCUGGGAGGCGGACGCGGCG
Messenger RNA from Penaeus vannamei (Pacific white shrimp), 3224 nucleotides. The record is from RefSeq and is a predicted model, not a curated record. Lineage: Eukaryota; Metazoa; Arthropoda; Malacostraca; Decapoda; Penaeidae.